AGGUAUAUUUCAUAAAAACGUCAACUUCACUCGGUACUGUCAAUAAUGUCAAAUUAGUUAAUCGUAAUGCAAAGCACGCAAUUAAUCAUUUCUUACUGGACCAAUUUUGUAAUAUACGUUUGGAAAGUUUGACCAAAAAAUCUAAUUUCAUGUGGUCUUUAAAAAAUUUGAGUCAAUAAUCAAAUUGUGAUCAUCAAAAUUGCAAGUAAAAAAUUAAAUAUAAAGAAUCUGUUAUAAAUAGAUUGCGAAAAAUGAAGACAACUGGGGCUAAGCCGGUGCGGCGGUCAUUGAGAUUGUCCAUGAAAACAAAGCAUUCACCAUCGCCACUACCUAAGAUAGUUAGGAAAAAGAAAAAGCAUGCAAUUAAAUUUUUGGCGUUGAAUGAUUAUUGUAUCGACGAAAUUUGCGAAUGGUUACCGUUAAAAUCAUUGGUCGCAUUAGGAAUGACAUGUAGACGACUGCAGCGAAUUUCCAGUAGUUAUUUUCGUCGUAGGUAUCCAGUUCAUCAAAUAUUAAUAAGUUCGUCAAAUGGUAAAAUACAGUUACGUCCAAAAAAGACGUACGUACGGCGCUUUAAGAAGAAUUUUCGAAAUAUCAUGAUUUAUGGCGAUGACAUCAAUGUUUUUGAAUACACAGCAAACAAGUUCAAAGGCAUUCAAAUGAAACGAGUCGGAAUUUUUCGAGCAAACAAUUUAACCGAAACGCAUAUUUCGUGCAUUGAUGGUAUUAUUAAAACUGCCGAAAUCAUCAAGAUAAACCAUAGCUCAUUAGCCGGUGGAUUAUACGAAACCCUAAAGCACUGUUCGAAUAUGAAGUAUUUAGUGUUAAAGUCUCUAACUGAAUGCACCUUACAUGGCAACAAAAACGAUUGGCUAUUGCAAGAAUACUCGGAGCUAAAGUACUUGUACUGGGACUAUCUCGGGAAACAGACACCAUCGAUACCAGGCGAAUUAAAGGUACUAUUUGAAAGAAAUCCAAAUUUGAAAAGUUUGUACGUCGCCGCCGAAAAUUUGCCAUUCAUUCGAGACAAUAAUGUAAAAAUGGAUAACUUAAUUGUUAAAGUCAACAACGCACAAAAUGUGGAACUAAUUUGUAAUCAACUAACAGAAUUAUGUCAUCAAGAAGCAAUCAAAUCAUUCUAUUUGAUUGGAGAGUUAGCUGCCAUGAACACUGCAAUGCUACCUAAUUUAAUCAACUUGGUAGGCAUUUGCACAAAAGGAAUAAGAAUCGAAAAAAUUUUAACAUCAUUUCCACAUUUGAAAAUUAUCGAGAGAGAAAUAAGUUCACAACGAGAGGCUAUACAACUAUCGAAAGGAUUGAUCAACGUAGAAGAAGCUUAUCUUACUGUUACUUGGCUUGACUUUAUUGUACCAUUCAUUCGUUAUACACCAACUAUUUCAAAGAUUUACAUUGAUAAUACAACGGCCAUGAAACACGCAAACAAAUUGAACCUCUUUGAACUGAACCGAAUACGAAAAAAAAACUUUAGCACCGCAAAAAAUUUAACAAUUUAUCUGAAAGAAGAAGCAUAUUUGGAAAUCAAACGCAUGUCCAUUGGAUGCGAAUGUAAUUUUGUAAGCAUCAAAUCUAUUGGAAACCAUGUUACAAAUAACGCAUUUGUAUACACACUCUUAUAUAAUUAAUGAUAGUGUCAAUCAUUUAAUAACAUAUUUAAUUAAACUUCUGAACUAUUUGCACUAUACCUCCAUUUUAUUGGAGAAUCUAAAAUAAAAACUAUGAAUUUAUGACAUUUUUAAAUGUCAAAAAAAAAAAACAGAGAAAAAGUUGAAAUCUUAAAGAAUACAAAU
Messenger RNA from Contarinia nasturtii (swede midge), 1808 nucleotides. RefSeq lists its product as uncharacterized. The record is from RefSeq and is a predicted model, not a curated record. The transcript has 3 exons. Gene Ontology annotation, molecular function: protein binding. The coding region runs from base 252 to 1643 and encodes 463 amino acids. Lineage: Eukaryota; Metazoa; Arthropoda; Insecta; Diptera; Cecidomyiidae.